AUGGACCUACCUGUGGAAAAGUGGAAGUUUUAUGUUCAGCAGAAAUGGGCUUUGCUGGAGCCAGCCCUGAAGGAGAGGUUGUGCCCAGCCCUGUCACUCCGGGAUCGCUUUCUUCUGGUCUCGUCUUUGUUCCAGCCCGAGGAUGAAGAGUACUUACACGGCCUGGCCAGGAACUACUGUGUGAAGAAAGAUCCUCAAAUGGUGCUACUCUACAAGGCGGAAGGGAAUGAGAGAUUUCGGAAGAAGGCGUACCGAGCAGCAGGGAUGCUCUAUUCCAAGGCGUUGUCCCACACAGAGGUCAGUACUCCAGAAAGGGCAGUGUGUUACGCCAACCGCUCAGCGGCCCUAUUUCACCUGGACCAGUUUGAGGUGUGCCUGGAAGAUAUUGGGAGGGCUCUGGCCGAGGGCUACCCACACAGACUGCGCCCUAAGCUCUUGCUGCGGAAAGCAGAAUGCCUCCUUUCUCUAGGGAGAUCCAGGGAAGCGACCGAUGCUCUGUGUGGUUUGGAGAGCGAAAUAUCCGCAGACCAGAGUCCGACAGCUAACAGCCAGCAGGUGCUGCUUAGCAAACUCGGCCAGCUGAAAACAAAAGCCUGUAAGGGGAACAGCUUUGUCCAUCAGCCCGCCGUGCCCGGUCGAACCCAGGAGGCCCUUGAGCCUUGGGAGGAAAACAGCAGGAUUUCAUGCACCUCUGGAGCGGUGAGCUUGCAAGUCUCCCCGAAUAAAGGGCGCCACUUGGUUGCUGCCAGGGAUGUUCUGCCCGGGGAACUCUUAGUGAAGGAAGAGGCAUUUGCCAGCGUGCUGCGCCCAGGAAAAGGCCUCUUGCUCCGAGGCAGUGCUGAGAAAAAACUGAACGAGCCAUUUGAGAACGAAGAUCUUCACUGCCACUGUUGCUUGAGGCAGUUGCUGGCUUCCAUUCCCUGCCAGGGCUGCAGCUAUGCCAAGUACUGUAGCCAGAUGUGCUCGCAGCUGGCGUGGGAGAAUUACCACCGGAGAGAGUGCUCCCUCGGGGGACUUCUUCUCACGCUGGGGGUUUUCUGCCACGUGGCCUUCCGAACUGUUCUGGUGGCCGGCUUUGCAGAGGUUCACGCUCUAACCGCGCAGUCGCACAGGGAGGGUUCAGGGGAGGCUGAUGUUGCCGAAGCCCCGGCUUCCAAGGAGCAGGACUUGGCCUCCGUGCCUGGUUGCGAUGCCAAUGGGCGGUACCAUAGCUCCUCCCGGGCCAUCUUCAGCCUUCUGCCCCACGCCAAGAAGCAGAGUCCGGAAUUCCUGUUCCUCUGCAGCCUGAGCGUAGCAGCCUUGUGCAAGAGGCUUGGAGAGGCCAGCCUGGCAGCUCCAGCUUGGGUGAAGAGCGCAUCUGAGAGCCAGGCAGGAGUAACAGCUGCUGAGGCUUCUCCUGAGCUGAAGAUCUUGGGGGAGGCCAUGCUGAAGCUCAUGUUGCAGCUACGGUGCAAUGCGCAGGCCAUAACUAUAGUGCGAGAGUCAGGGUCUGGAGACAAACCGGUUGCUAGAAGUGAGCAGGUACGCUUGGCCGUGGCGCUUUUCCCCGUGGUCAGCCUGCUGAACCAUUCCUGUGACCCGAACACCAGCGUGACUUUCAGCAGCACCACCGCUGAGAUCAGGGCUUUGCGGCCAAUUGCUAAAGGGCAAGAGAUUCUUCACUGCUAUGGACCUCACAAGUGCCGAAUGGGGGCUGCUGAAAGACACAAAGAGCUCCUUGCGCAGUAUUUCUUUGAAUGUCAGUGCCAGGCCUGCUACAGUGAGCUGGGAUCCAAUGGCAGGAGGGGAGUGUCCCCGCACAGUGCCUUCCGUUGCCCUACCUGCCAGGCACCACUGCAGGGGGAGAGCAUGCUCUGUUGUUCUCGUGGGACCUGCGAGGUGCUGAUCCCUGAAGAUCGCUUGCUGCGUCAGUUGCGGGAACUCCAGCUGCUAACCAAGACUGCCCUGGAGAUGCUUGAAAACAGCCAGCCAGAUCAGUCGGUGAAGCUGCUGAUGAGAUGCAGGUCAGAAGCUGAAAGACUCCUCUGUCCAGAGCACUUGAUGAUGGGCGAGAUGGAGGAUCACUUGGCACGAGCAUAUGCAACCCUGGGGAAGUGGCAGGAGGCAGCAAGGCAUCUGGAGAGCAGCAUACGGGCCGUAGAAGCCCAUUAUGGGCCCUCCAGCAUUGAAGUGGGUCAGGAGCUUUUCAAGCUGGCACAGAUCCUCUUUAACGGGUGUGCUGUGCCAGAAGCCCUAAACAUUAUUCAGAAGGCUGAAAGGAUCUUGUCAGUGCACUUGGGUCUCCAGAGCACCCAGGUCCAAGAGCUGCAAGAGAUGAAAGUCUACCUCCAAGAAUCGCUGGGCGCCUCCAUUGCAACAGGAAGCUCAUGGUUGUCAUAG
Euleptes europaea (tarantolino) is the source of this 2379-nucleotide messenger RNA. RefSeq names its product SET and MYND domain containing 4 (gene SMYD4). The record is from RefSeq and is a predicted model, not a curated record. The transcript is spliced from 10 exons. Bases 1 to 2379 code for a protein of 792 amino acids. NCBI's taxonomy places the organism in Eukaryota, Metazoa, Chordata, Lepidosauria, Squamata, Sphaerodactylidae. Gene Ontology annotation, molecular function: protein binding.